Molecule: messenger RNA, 1344 nt
Organism: Penicillium malachiteum
Lineage: Eukaryota; Fungi; Ascomycota; Eurotiomycetes; Eurotiales; Aspergillaceae
Exons: 6
Coding region: 1-1344 (447 amino acids)
Biological process (GO): carbohydrate metabolic process
Molecular function (GO): polygalacturonase activity
Source: RefSeq, a predicted model, not a curated record
AUGCAACUGAAAGACCUUCUUCUCGGCCUAGGCUUUGUUUCCAGUGCCUGGGCACAGCUCGCAGAUACCUCUGACUACCCCAUCGGUCCACUGACUACUUCGGAUGAAAAAUGGGCGGUCAAAGUCUGUGAUAUUACCGACUAUGGUGCUGUGGCAGAUGGAGAGACUGAUGCUUCAACCGCUAUUGUGGAUGCAUUCAAUGCUUGCUCCUCCGGUGGUGUGGUAAAUAUCCCAUUGGGCACCUUUGCCUUGGAAAACUGGGUCACAUUGAGUGGUGGUACUGCCUGGGCUAUCAACUUGGAAGGAAUCAUUGUUCGCACUGGAACUGCUGGCGGCAAUAUGAUUUAUAUCGAGCACAGUACUGAUUUCGAAAUUUAUUCAUCCCGUGGUGAAGGUGCUGUUCAGGGGUAUGGCUAUGUAUUCCACGAGGAAGGGGAGUACGGGCCUCGUAUCCUUCGUCUCUAUGAUGUGACCAGCUUUUCCAUCCAUGACAUUGCACUUGUCGACUCUCCCGCCUUCCACCUAACGCUUGACACUUGCAACCAGGGUGAGGUUUAUAACAUGAUCAUCAGAGGAGGAAACGAGGGAGGGCUCGAUGGAAUAGAUCUCUGGGGCUUUCAGCUGCACGUAUUCGAUGUCGAGGUAACAAACAAGGACGAGUGUGUCACUGUGAAGAGUCCGGCGAACCAUAUCCUUGUUGAGAACAUCUAUUGUAAUUGGUCUGGCGGUUGUGCAAUGGGCUCUCUGGGUGUCGAUACUGAUAUCACCAAGGUUGUGUACAGCAACAUAUACACGGUUAACUCAAACCAAAUGUUCAUGUUCAAGAGCAACGGUGGUAACGGUUCGGUGACUGACGUAACUCUUCAAAACUUCAUUGGACAUGAGAACGCCUACUCGCUCUACAUUGAUGCGUACUGGACAGAAGAAACAUUAGCCGCUGGUGACGGUGUGUUGUAUAACUCCAUCACCUUCAGCAAUUGGACCGGCACAUGCGCCAAUGGCGCUACGCGAGCCCCACUAUACGUGUUGUGCCCUUCGACACAGCCCUGCACGAAUAUCAUCAUCGAAGACUUCGCCAUGUGGACUGAAAGUGGAAGCACAGAGUACUAUAAGUGCGCAGAUGCCUGGGGCUCGGGCUACUGCUUACAUGCGGGAUCCGAGCACACUGAGUACGGAACAGUCACCUCGACUUUGACGACUGCUCCAUCGGGAUACUCCGCUCCUACAAUGCCCGGCCAACUUACUGCGGGCCUGGGACUGACUGCAUCCAUUCCAAUUCCAACUGUUCCCAACACUUUCUUCCCGGGAGCUACUCCGGCCACGGCACGAGUCUAUGGAAGUUAG